AUGCUCUCGCUCAAACAUUGGUUCCAGUCCAGCAAGAACUCCGUGUUCGACCGGAUCUUCGAGAUCCUGGGCUCGGGCCCCGACGACGGCCGGGGCACCCCCGACUCGGCGCUCUCGCGGCUGGGCCUCCGCCUGACUGAGCGCCUCGUGCUGGACGUCCUCGACUACGGGACGAGGAGGCACGGCGGCGUGCUCCCUUGCCUCAAGUUCUUCGACUGGGCGGGCCGUCAGCGCGGGUUCUACCACACGCGCGCGACCUUCCAUGCGAUUUUUAAGAUCCUGUCGACCGCGAAGCUCAUGUCGCUGAUGAUCGAAUUCCUCCAGAGCUGUCAGAUGCAGAAUUACUUCCACCGGAUUAGGUUUAACGAUACAUUGGUGAUGGGGUAUGCGGUCGCUGGGAAGCCCGAGUUUGCACUCCAGCUGUUCGGUAAAAUGCGCUUUCGAGGUUUGGACUUGGAUACGUUCGCAUAUCACGUGUUCUUGAACGCUUUGGUGGAGGAGAGCUGUUUUGACGCUGUCGAGAUGGUGGCGAAGCAGAUUUCUCUGAGGGGGUUCGAGAGCGAGAUCACGCACUCGAUCAUGAUGAAGUGCUUUUGCAAGCGGAAGCAGAUGGACAAGGCGGAGGAGUAUUUGCGCGGGUUGGCUAGCGAAGGGAAGAAUUUGAGCGAGCGUUUGCUGUGCACGUUUGUCGAUGCUCUUUGCCGGAAUGAGAAAUUUGAGCAGGCAUGUGCUUUGGUAGAGGAGUUUGCAGAGUUAGGCGUCAUGCCCAUGGACCGUGUUUACGGUGUGUGGUUAGGAGACCUUGUCCGAGCUGGGAAAAUAGACAGAGCCUUGGAGUUUUUUCAGUCCAAGAAGCAUUUGGAAGGAUAUAUUCCUGAUAUGUAUCGCUAUAAUAUGUUGAUAUGCAAGCUUUUAAGGCAAAAUCGUCUCGAGGAGGUGUUUGACAUGCUGAUGGAGAUGAAGGAAGCCCACGUUCUACCUGAUAAGGUCACCCUAAAUGCUGCUCUAUGCUUCUUUUGUAAAGCUGGAAUGGUGGAAGUUGCCCUUCAACUGUUUGAUUUGAGGGCCGAAUUCGGGCUCUCCAUCAACGGGAUGGCUUACAACUAUUUGAUCAAUACAUUGUGCGGUGACGGGAGCACGGACGAAGCAUAUCGUGUCUUGAAGAACUCUAUGGUGCAAGGUCAUUUCCCGGGUAUAAAAACCUUCGACGUCCUGGCAGAUGCUUUGUGCAGUGAGGGAAAGCUUGAUAAGAUGAAGGAGUUGGUGGGCGCGGCACUGGAUCGGAAUUUUAUGCCUAGUUUUCCCACAUACGAGAAGUUCAUAUUGGCCCUGUGUAGGGCUAAGAGGGUAGAAGAAGCUUAUUUAUUACAUGGGGAGAUCAAUAAGGUUGCUCGUUUCACCAGGAAAACAGCUAUCUUGAAGUUGAUUCAUGGCUUUAACAGUUCAGGUAGGGGGGAUAUUGCGGCCAGGCUUCUUAUUGAGAUGCAAGAUAAGGGUCACGUUGUGGGUAGGCCAUUGUUCAGGGCGGUAAUUCGCUGCUUUUUUUCCAUGGAAAAUCCGGAAAACCAAUUCCUAAGAUUCCUGGAAAUGCAGCUGUCUCGUGGUGAACCGAGCAUUGAGUUGUAUAAGAACUUCAUUGAUGGAGCUGGGCAUGCCAAGAGACCUGAACUGGCUAGAGAAGUAUAUGAGAUGAUGAGGAGAAAUGGCAUUCAACCUGAUGUGCAGGCUGACUUUCUCAUGUUACAGAGUUAUCUCAAGAGCGAGAAAGCUUCGGAUGCUCUCAAUUUUUUCAGUGAUAUAUGCCAUAGGAGAAAGGUUAGCACGAAACUUUACAAUACCCUUAUUGCUGGUCUCUGCAAGAUUGGAAAGGCAGAUGUUGCAUGGGAGUACAUGAGCCAGAUGAAGGAAAAGGGGUUGGUUCCAAGUGCUGAAUGUUAUGAGCUUCUCGUGCAGCUCCACUGCUCACAAGAGCAGUAUGAUGCUGCAUUUGAUGCUAUUGCUGACUUGAAGAACGUCAAACGCCCCGUCACGGCCUUUACUGGCAAUGUGCUUUUGUUUCAUUCCUUGAAAAGCCCGAGGCUAUACAUGGCAUGGGCACGUUCAAGCAAAGAGCAUGAUCAGAUAUCUGAGAUUUCAGAGCUUGGCCAACUCCUUAGAGCAUUUACUGUUGAAAAUAUAACUGGUGAAGACGUUGCGAACACAGAAGAAUUGAUCAAACGUUGCUUCCGGCCCAAUCUUUACACUUACAACAUGUUACUGAAGAAACUGUGCAUGACUGAUGUGGACGGUGCUAUCGAGUUCUCCAACAGGAUAUGCAAAAUGGGAUUCGAACCUAACCUGUGGACUUAUGACAUUUUAGUGCAUUCUCUUUUCAUGCAUGGAAGAGCAACCGAGGCUAAGAGAUGGGUGAAGCAGAUUAGUUGUACGUACCCGUCUCGCCGAGGUUUAAGAUAUUUGUCAGGCCGGCAGUCAUCACUGGCCGCAAGUUACUUGUAG
Messenger RNA from Eucalyptus grandis, 2496 nucleotides. RefSeq names its product pentatricopeptide repeat-containing protein At1g71210, mitochondrial. The coding region runs from base 1 to 2496 and encodes 831 amino acids. The record is from RefSeq and is a predicted model, not a curated record. NCBI's taxonomy places the organism in Eukaryota, Viridiplantae, Streptophyta, Magnoliopsida, Myrtales, Myrtaceae. The transcript is spliced from 2 exons. Gene Ontology annotation, molecular function: protein binding.